GAAGCCACUGUAGCUAAAAAAGAAGGAACUCAGUCAAAGUGCUUCCUCAUGACAGAAUCCAGUCGUUUAAGAUUCUCCCUCGUCUGUUCUCUUCUCUUCUCCUUUUCAUCCUCCUUCAUACACAUCUGCAUCUCCUCAGUUCUCACAAAUCCUUCAAUUUGUUGCCUCAAAUCACUCAAUCAAUCUCAAAAGCCUGCACUCAACUACCGGCACUACCUUCCUGAAGCAAACCCUUCAUUCAAAAACAUGGUCUCUGUCAAGUUGGCGGCCAUUGGUGCCCUUCUGGCAACUGCCCAAGCCCAGAUUCGUCACCCCAAUGAGGACCUAGUUCUUGCCGAUUGUGGCAUUGGCGACAACAAAGCCCACCCUGGAUGGUCUACUUCUCGCCAGGUGAACUGGUAUCAGGACAUUCAGUGGCCUGACGAUGUCUCCAAGUUCCCCCCUCCACCUGACCUGGAGGUUGAAGUUCCUUACGCAGAUGGAACCUACCCCUGGAAUCCCAAGGGAACCACUGUCAAGCUGUCUAACGGUGUCGUCUGGACAGCUUACAUCAACCCGAGAAUUGCUGACGGUCAACCAGCUGGGUCUGCAGUCACCACCAAGGAAGGUGGUCAAGAACUUACCUGCUAUGCCUACCGUGGUCGCCCUGUCAGCGCAGCCAUCAACACGACUGUCAACGCUGAUGCGGUCUGCUUGACCGCCUUUGUCUGCAACCGUGAUAACCGCGCCCCUCCUCGUCCCAGUGGCAUGGAAAAUCCCACUUCUACCUUGGAAACAUCUCCUGCCCCCCCUGCCACGACUACUUUUGUCUCACAGCCGCCAGCAACGCCUAGUCCUACAGGUGGUGAACCAAACCCUCCGGCUGACCCCAAUGCUGGGAAGCUGUUUGUGUCUAUUCUCCUCAGCCCUCGUUUCAUCAACUGGCCAAACACCUGGCAAGCCUUCAUUGAGAAGUUCUCCUGGGAUCGGGACUCUGGAAAGUGUGUUACUGAGCCGGUGAAAGGGGACGGAUACACCAUCAACAUCGACUGUGCUGGCAUCCAGAUCGAUUCUGACUCUCAUAUGACGCUGAUAAUGAUCAAAAUUCUCCAUGACAUUGGCAUGAGUAGCACUUUCUUCAACCAGAACCCGACCGUGCCAGGAAAGCGUAACUCCACGGCGGAUCAUUGGAUGGUCAUGCCUGAGUCCUUCAGUCUCCAGGCUAUUGAUGUUUCUCAUCAGAAGACCAUCGGCUAUCUCGCAUACAACACAACAUACAACAACUUCCUCGCUGGUCCAUGUUCAUCUUGCCAAUCUGAGCGAUUCAACAAGGACUUCUUUGAUCCGGCUCUGGAAGCCGUCAAGGGUACUUACCCGCUCUACAACAGCUACAACAUUCAGGCCCAGUGCAGCCCCUGGAUGGCAUGCUGGUAAAAUGGGGACUGAAGGAUCUUUUUUCUGUAUUAAGUGCAAAAAUUUUUUUACGGCGCGUAGGUCAUGUCGGUUAUGAGGAAUGAACAAGGGGAUGAUCAAUUUUGGUGGUUUAUAUGGUAUUACUUCCUUCGCUUCUCGACAUGUAUUUCAAAGAGUUAACUCGACUCUAUGAUGGGCCAUAAUUAAAUCAUUCACUACAAGCACAACCGAACUUCGGUCAAGAUAUUUGUGACGAACCGAAUGAGGCCACUUCUCAAACUAGAUGAACAUCUCUCCAGGAGGACUCGCCAGUGCCAGUGAUGUGCUCUCCAAACAUAGCGCCAUGAACAUAAGCGUCACCGACAAGCUGAAAGCGGCUCUCUGAAGGGCCUGAUCUUCUAAGGACCAAGGGGGCUGCACAGCCAGCGACGAUCAUGAUUUUAUCCCCGGCCUUGGCCUGAAGAGGAACUAGACAUAAGUAGCCUCGAAUGGUUCUCGCAAUACGUCUGCUUGCAGCAAGAUUGACACGUAAUAAGGCUUCGAAGGGAGCGGAUAUCUCGGCCCAAGAAGCGAACUUGGCAGCCUUCUCUGAUUCAGUGUCAACUCGAACACUGGGGUCGUGGCGUAAGCCAAGCUCAAACAAUAAUGGGAUCAUAUCGCCAGAUUUGGGGAGGGUAUUGGUAGAGUCUCGAGUAUUAGCCAGGGUCCAAAGUGGCUCCAAGGCAUCGAAUUGAUCGUACAUAGAUGGGUUCUUGUGUUGAUAAGCGAUCAGGGCUUGGAUAGUGACAAGAAGCAUCCACUUAGAGAAGGACAUGGCUAGAUGUGAUGGUGCGGGCCGCUGGGAUAAGUCGCAGUCCAUAAUAAGAGUCCGCCAGAAAGCUUCAACUAUUGGUUGGCCCGUAGGUAUAUAGGUUGUGCCGCAGUGAAGAAGCAUCUUCAUCGUAUCGUUAAACUUCCCUUGAAUAACAUCAGACCAGCUCUCACCGAGCUCUUCGAUUGUACCAAGAUGAGGACUAAAGAUUUUAAUGUUUAGAUGGAGGAGAGACCUGUCGAUUGUAAAGUCUGCUUCUUCCCCCGCGGCGGCAUCGAAUGGAAGCAUUCUGGUAUAGUUGGGGCCAAGAACGGGGACGUGAACUGUCUCGAAAGAGGGGAUCCAGGUUGGUAAGUCAGCUGGCACGGCACGGCUGGUGAUACCGGCGAGGGAUAGGAGAUGUAGGGAUUUUGUUUCUCUAAAGAAGCUCAUGCCCAGAUCUAUAAGGAUGUCAUUGUUAGGAGAUUUGUAGUCUACAAUGACGUCGAGCCGAGGUCUCCCUUUCGCACGCUCCAUGAAGUUUACGAUUCCAAGCAGAGAGUAAACACGAUCUCUGGGAAUAGUCGC
This is a messenger RNA of Fusarium odoratissimum NRRL 54006, 2770 nucleotides long. RefSeq lists its product as uncharacterized. The coding region runs from base 49 to 1413 and encodes 454 amino acids. The transcript has a single exon. The record is from RefSeq and is a predicted model, not a curated record. NCBI's taxonomy places the organism in Eukaryota, Fungi, Ascomycota, Sordariomycetes, Hypocreales, Nectriaceae.